CUAGGGUUUUAAGUUUUAACCACCUCUCUCUCUCUCUCUUUCAGUGUGUGAAGUAGUGAAGUAGGAAAUGGCGGAAGCAGCUGAUACCCAUCAGAGUAUCGACGGGGAAGAGAAAACAGCAUUGAAAGUUAUGGAUGUGGAAACCAGUGAGACUGUUCAAAAUCCAAAUCCCUCCGAAGAACACCAGUCGAACGGGGACGAAAAACUGGAAUUGAACGGUGAUCAGCCGUCUACGAAUACCUUAAAUGGAGAUUUGAAGCGAACGAGAGAAGACGGUAAUGAGCCAGAAGAAGAUGACGGCGCUUCGAAGAAACAGAAGGUCGAGAAGUCCGUUGAAGAAGUGCGUCUCGAGAACUUGGGGCAAGACGAUCAGAAUGAGGAACCCCAAGAAAAAGGAGAGGAAGGUAAGAAAUCUGGUCCUGUGAGUCUCGGCCCGAAGACUUUCAGUUCGUCGGAGGAUAUGUUCAAUUAUUUCUACAAUUUCAUCCAUCACUGGCCUCCUAAUCUCAAUGUUAACAAGUAUGAGUACAUGGUGUUGCUUGACUUACUGAAGAAGGGCCAUGUGGAGGCAGACAAGAAGAUUGGUGGAGGGGUCAAUGCUUUCCAGGUCCGCUACCACCCAAUUUGGAAGAGCCGGUGUGUCUUUCUCAUCAGGCAUAAUGAAUCUGUUGAUGACUUCAGCUUCAGGAAGUGUGUAGAUCACAUACUCCCCUUGCCUGAUAACAUGAAGCCCAAUUCAGAUGCCAGUAAGGCAUUGGGUGGACCCCAUCAUAAGGGCAGAGGUGGAUAUGGUGGUGGUGGUGGUGGUGGAGGUGGAGGAAGAGGCAGUGGUGGGAGGAGAGGUGGGCGUGGCCGUGGAAGAGGUGGUGGUCGAUCGAGAUAUUAGUUGAGGGAAGCUACCUGUUAGUAACCAUUGGUGGGUAUCAUUGCAGUGGAAAGUUUAAAGGUAUAAAAGUUAAUGUUAUCGCUUCACUUCCUCUUCUAUCAUAUGUAACCGUCUAAAUUUUGACUAUUUUUGAGCAUAUCUUUUUUUCCUUGGAUGUUCAUUCCAACCUCCUGCCAGUGAGUCUUUGAGAUGACUGGAAUUAGCAAAUAUAAGGCAAUCUUAUA
Molecule: messenger RNA, 1110 nt
Organism: Telopea speciosissima
Lineage: Eukaryota; Viridiplantae; Streptophyta; Magnoliopsida; Proteales; Proteaceae
Product: protein EMBRYO DEFECTIVE 514-like
Exons: 2
Coding region: 68-886 (272 amino acids)
Biological process (GO): chloroplast rRNA processing; chloroplast organization
Cellular component (GO): chloroplast
Source: RefSeq, a predicted model, not a curated record